Molecule: messenger RNA, 1795 nt
Organism: Pogona vitticeps (central bearded dragon)
Lineage: Eukaryota; Metazoa; Chordata; Lepidosauria; Squamata; Agamidae
Source: RefSeq, a predicted model, not a curated record
AGCUCCGCCCGCGACUAUAUAAAGGUUCGGACGGGAGCAGGGAGCGAAAGGGUUUGUAGUGACGGUGCCUGGAGGGCGGGUGUCUCAGCUGGAGUAGCGGCGCUAUGGCAGAUCAGUCGUUCGUGACGCUAGCCACAAAUGAUUCCUAUGUGAAAGGAGCCCUUGUAUUGGGAUCGUCACUACGAAAUUACAGAACCACCAGAAAGUUGACGAUACUAAUCACUCCACAUGUUUCAGAUCCAAUGAGGAAAGUACUAGACAAAAUAUUUGAUGAAGUAAAACUUGUGAAUGUCUUGGACAGUGGUGAUUCCGCUCAUCUUGCAUUAUUGAAGAGACCUGAGCUUGGUGUUACAUUAACAAAACUCCACUGCUGGGAACUAACACAGUAUUCAAAGUGUGUGUUCAUGGAUGCAGAUACAAUGGUUUUGUCAAACAUUGACGAACUGUUUGAAAGAGAAGAGCUUUCUGCAGCACCAGAUCCAGGCUGGCCUGACUGUUUCAAUUCAGGAGUGUUUGUCUAUCGGCCAUCCAUUGAAACAUUCAAUCAACUGUUACAGCUUGCCACAGAGCAAGGCAGCUUUGAUGGUGGGGACCAGGGCUUGCUAAAUGCUUUCUUCAGUAAUUGGGCAACAACAGACAUUAGCAAGCAUCUGCCAUUUAUCUAUAAUUUAAGCAGUAUCUCUAUCUACUCCUAUCUCCCAGCAUUCAAAGCGCAGACCUCUCCUUCUUCUGACAGGUUUGGGACAAAUGCUAAGGUGGUGCACUUCCUGGGGAGGAUGAAGCCAUGGAACUACACAUAUGACUCCAAAGCCAAAAGCAUCAAAGAAGAUCCUCAAGAUCCUACAAUGGUCCAUCCAGAGUUCCUGAAUAUGUGGUGGGAAACGUUUGUCACAAAUGUUUUGCCAUUACUACAGCAGCAUGGUGCCAUUAAAGAUACAACUACUGGUAUAAAGGCGCUAUCGGGCUUGGUCUAUACACUGGCUUUCUCUUGUGGCUUCUGUAGAGAGGAGGAGGUAACAGAGGCAGUGUCCCAACUGUCACUUUCGUCUACAGCACCACCACAUUCACCGCCAUCUCCACCACCUAUGUCUUCAGAGGAGCGCAGAGAAAAAUGGGAGCAGGGCCAGGCAGACUACAUGGGAGCAGACAGCUUUGACAACAUUAAGAAAAAGCUUGAUACCUACCUCCAGUAGAAACACUUGUAUCUGCUCAACAGACAUCAGCAAUACAAGGACUUUUCAGUGCUAUAGCAACUAGGAAAGUCAGAUAGGGUCAGUUAGUUAGCAGCUUUGCAACUGCUCAGCUGAAGGCAGUACACUGAAGGUGAGAACUGAGCAAAAUCUGUUUGAGGUAUGAAUCCUUGUGCCAAUCAUGUGUCUCAACUAUCAAAUCCUUUUUGCACAAAACCUGAUGAACAUGCCUAUAGAGAACUCAUUGGGAACAGGACACAAGACUGGCCAUUUAGACCUGUGCUUUAUCUCUCCUUCCCUUCACUCCCAAACCAUGUUUUGCUUGCUAUGUUAAAAAAUAGCUAGAUGUCAAGGCAGCUACAAUGAAGGGGCCUUAUACAAAGGACAUGAAAAGAAGCAACACUGUAAUGACAUUGCCUUCCUGUCAGUUCCAAUCAUAUUGAAGAUUCUGACCAGACUUCAAUGCACAGCACCCACAGCAUGGCAAAAUGCUUUUGUUCAGUUCUGUGUACUGCUGGGACUAGUCAAAGGGAAAAAACCUUUUGAACUGUUACCUGUAAAAUGGCACUCAAACUACAGAAUAAAAAUAUAUCAUGGUAAUAAAA